This is a messenger RNA of Coccomyxa subellipsoidea C-169, 1659 nucleotides long. RefSeq lists its product as hypothetical. Gene Ontology annotation, biological process: negative regulation of transcription elongation by RNA polymerase II. The transcript is spliced from 11 exons. Gene Ontology annotation, cellular component: NELF complex; nucleus. Bases 1 to 1659 code for a protein of 552 amino acids. NCBI's taxonomy places the organism in Eukaryota, Viridiplantae, Chlorophyta, Trebouxiophyceae, Coccomyxaceae. The record is from RefSeq and is a predicted model, not a curated record. Gene Ontology annotation, molecular function: RNA binding.
AUGGCAAGCCUCGUUGUGGAGUGGACCAAGGGCCUGCAAGACGAGGAAUUGGCUGAAGAGUCUGCCUCAAUUGCGGCCUUCGAUGAGGCCUACUACUUGAGGGAGCUGGCCAAGGAACUCUUCGAUCCAGACAAGUUCUCAGGGGUGUUCACGAGCGGAGGCAGCGGUCCUCCCAGGGAGGGCCGCCAGCUCAUAUACGAGCUGAGUGCGAAGCACCGCAACUGCCUGCUGCUGAACUACGCGAUCCAGAAGAUCCUGCAGGCGGGCCACGAGGACGAGGUGGCCAGUGUGGGCUCCAGCCUGGCGUCCUACUUUGGCGUGUUCCACCGCCUCAUGGCCAACCGGCUCAAGGAGGUCGCCCAGGCCGACGCCGACAGAGUGGACUCCCUAGCUGCAGAGCUCAAGGAGACAUGCUGUCAGGGGCAGCACACGUAUGUGCACGCGCAGCAGAUCCUGACGGAGCUGGGGCAGCAUCCGCGCGGCAGCCGCUUCCGACGGCUCAGCCAGGAGCUGGAGGCCCACGCGGCCGCGCAGCGUGGCGCCAUCGUUUGGCAGAUGCACGCCUGGUUUGCGGCAAAGAGCAGCUCAGAGCCUGAGGUAGCGGCGGAGGCGGCAGUGGCGCAAUUGCUGAGCGCCGCGGAGGCGCGCAGGCAGGGGCGGCCGGAAGGCAACGCUGCGUGGCGGCCGGCCCCACCGCUGGGAAACCGCGGGGGCCCUGCCGGGCCUAAUCAGGCCAUGCAACGCCUGCAUGCGCUGUACAGCGCCGACACCCCGCCGCCCAUCAACACCAUAAGGCAUCCACAGGUGUUCAAGGUGCUCUUGGACGGCCUGUUCAUGCCGGGCGCGCAGCUGGCGUCCGAGGAUCACGAAGCACACGUGGAACUGCUCGCCCUGGCAGCUGCCGCAGUAGAUGACAGGCCUUCAGGCAGGCUGGAUCUGGAGGAUGUGGACGUCACCAAGGUGGCCCUGCAGCAAGCACACGCCGUAGCGCAGAGCGCUGCCAUGGGUGUCCGCUUUGGGCCGCGAGAGCAGGUGCAAGCAGAGGCGGCGGCGCAGUGCGCGGUGGCGGCUGCGGGGCUGAUGCGAGCAAUGGCGCGUCCCCUGGGCAGCGCGCAGUACUGGCGCGAGUACCACGGCUCGGCCGCGCCCGCAUUCCUCACCCUCCUCUCGCUCAUCAUCCCCCAGCAGCCCGCCCUCAACCCCCAGGCCGUGGACAUCAUUGCCGCUGCCCUGAAGGCGAUGGGGAAUGCCAAGCCGGACAUCGCGCGGACACUGCUCGAGCUAGGAGUGGCUGUGCUGGCAGCCGGGCAGGUCAUGCGCAUGCUGUCAGCAGGGAAAAGAGGGAGUCUGACAGAGUUUGACAAUACUGCUGCAGCGGAGCAGUGGGCAAAGACGGCGGAUCCCUCACUUGUGCGACACUUCAUCUUCUGUGUUCUGGCAGCCGUCUCUCCGCCAUUCUCAUCACAGUUUGCCUCGCCCAUCAUCAGGCUGAUGCAGGCGAGCGGGGUGAAGCGCAGCCGGGCAGGGGUGCGCGAGGGGCAGCGAGUCGAGCAGCUCGAGGAGUUUGCCGCCGCAUGCGCGCACGUCGACUUCCGGCCGCCGCUGUCCGCCAAGCAGGCGGCGUUCCUGCACAGCCUGCAGGCCGAACGCCUCUAUUAG